AUGUUGGCAUUCAACCUUCUCUUUAACUUGUGUCUUUUCAAUUUCGCAGAAUCUUGUCUGAAAAUCAGAUAUCCAGGACCACCAAAAUGUGAAUGCCCAAGUCUUCUUCUGACUUUGUUAACAUACAAAGAAUACGACGUUUCUGGUGUGGUCCUCAGUGGGGUCAGAGUGAUGGCUCCUCCACAAUUUGUUCUUGAAAACUGCACAGUGUCAAUGUACUGUGUUGAUGACCUUGAACUUGUGGUUUUUGACACGGAUAGAACUCAUCAGUUUCUAAAUCGUCCUGCCGAUGGUAUUUGUGAUCCAUACACUCAGAAGUGGCUUAUUGGAGAUAAAGAUGGUACUUUGAUCACAGUGAAUCGUCUGUAUGGUACUUGUUGGAAGUUACUCAAUCCUCCAGUUACUCAAGUGCCUGUAACUCCAAAGCCUGCCUGUAGUAAUUGUGAACUGGCAGAUUUCGAAGAGCAGGAUAUGCAUGGAAUCAAUUUUGGUUACUUGUAUCCCUAUAUCUAUACGGAAGAUGGAUGUAUUAGUAUGGACAUGAUUUGCCGGAGAACUGAUGAUCUGGAAUGCCAUGAUGUAGAAAUAUAUGCUCAAAAUUAUGACGGAAUCUUUCCAAUUGCAUCUCAUAAAAAUGCUACUUUUGCAUCAGUCCGUUUAGUUUGUGACUCUAGAGGAUUCCGUUUACACUACAACAGCAUUAUGGAAAUAGGGAAGCUUACGUGCAUGUUCACUGAUUGCUCGUGA
Messenger RNA from Caenorhabditis briggsae, 747 nucleotides. The transcript is spliced from 7 exons. Lineage: Eukaryota; Metazoa; Nematoda; Chromadorea; Rhabditida; Rhabditidae. Bases 1 to 747 code for a protein of 248 amino acids. The record is from RefSeq and is a predicted model, not a curated record.